This is a messenger RNA of Diatraea saccharalis (sugarcane borer), 1233 nucleotides long. Lineage: Eukaryota; Metazoa; Arthropoda; Insecta; Lepidoptera; Crambidae. The record is from the annotation of a GenBank genome assembly.
AUGGCACUUUUAAAUUAUUCUCCUCGCAAAGAGUUUAGAGCCGUUUUACAACAUUCCUCUUUACUCACCUGUCCUGAUAGAAUUGUAACUGUCUUUGAGAUAUUUAACAGUGGUCGACAUUUUUCAGUUUUAUUUUUGUAUGACCGAGUAUUAGCCGAAGGUGAUAAUGAAAUUAAAAGAGGAGUUUACCCAUACAUGGCCUUUUUAUAUUACCCAGAAGAGAGUGUCGUAGAACCGUCUGGUGCUCGUUUCGUUCGGGGAGCUGUCCUGGUGAAACCGGACUGGUUGAUCACUUCAUCUGUUGGACCGAUCACUAUAAACGACAUACCGCUUGGAUUUCCUCGCAAAACACUACUAGCUAGACUUGGUGCUAUCACAAUUGAUUACAAAUUUACACUCAGUGAGGAUGAAGAUGAGCAAGAGAGAGAGAGACGGGUUAGCAACUGGACUGCAGAAAGGCAAUUAAUGCAGCACUUUGUCGAACUACAGCCACCGUUGUCACAAGACUGUGGUAGCCACUACUAUCCAGACACUAUGUUAUGCGCAACCGACAAUGCAGAAUACAAAAGCUUAGUGAAUGAUUCAGAAUUCUGUCAAGGAAAUAGCGGAGGGCCCCUCGUGUGCGAUAAUGAAGUCACUGGCAUACAAACGUAUAUAGAUAGUAACUGUAAGCAACCACACCUUUAUCAAGACCUGUCAGCAUGGGAUAACUUCAUUAUCUGUGGCAUCGAAAAUAAAUGCAAUGAAGAAGAAUGUUCCAAUAUGUGCACUGUAAUGAAUAAGGAUGACGAUGCUAAAAAAUAUGAAACCACUUCUGAUGACCCGCAAACCACAAUAGAGUCAACUUCUCUUUUCACUUUAACCGAAAAGAUCACUAUGCCUUCACCUACUAGCGAAUCGUUGUCUUUCGAUGAUGUUUUUGUUGUGUCCACAUCUUCAGUCGCAACCACUCAAACCACUGUACAGGUAACAACAGAAAAAUCGCCCACUACAACAUUGGCGACAACAAAAACUGAACCAGUUACAGACCAAACGCAACAAACGUCCUGGCCGAAAGAAAAAUACCCACAACGAGAAAAGAUGGUGGAGGGAGACGACAAGAUUGAGAGAACAACUAGUGUGGAAGCUCAACGUCAAGAUGUUAAGGUCAAAGUGAAGAAGAGUGGUGCUCCGAGGAACAUCUGUUAUUUCCAAAGUUUAUUUAGUGCUUUUCUUUUUAUUUGCUUAAUGUAA